AAAGUACACUUUCAAUACAAUUAAGUGCACUUCUUUUUCACAAGGGAGUGUAUGUCGACUCCAUAAUGUUAGGAUGCACACAUCAUUGUUCUGCUGCUGUUUUCCCCCAAUAAAUUUAUAAAAGUUAACUUUUAUUCAGCAAGGAAAUGCAUAAUAAAAGUAUUAAUUUCAUUAAUUAAAAUUGUAAGUAAAGACAUUUACAGCGUUACAAAAGGUUACUUUUUCAAAGAAUGAUUUGGCAAUACUGUGAUUUCUGUGCCAGUCACCAGUGUUUGUGGAAAUAGAUGAAGCUGCAUGUGCAGAUGAGAAAAUAAGUCAUGUAACAACAACAGAUGUUAUCUCGGGUAUUUUCUGAACUUGCUUCAUCUGGUAUUUUGAAGCAGAAGUGGGUGUUAUUUUGUGAUACAUCUUCCACACGUACUGUUCGCUUCCACACGAUUACAGAAGAAACCACACGUGUGUAUCGCCAUCAUUCAGGCCGUGUUGGAGCACACUUACCCUGAGGAGAGACAGGAUGUUGUUGGUCUCUCCUCUGCCUGGACCGUGUCACGCUGCAUUGACGAAAAAUGUUGCUCUUGGAGCCAGCGCUGUCCAAUCUUCCACAUGGCAAAUGGAGCUGUAGAUGGAAACAGAGAUGCAGAUGAAAUGUUGUGCACUCGUACUUCACUUCACAAUGACCCUUGAUGGAGAGAGGACCUGAAGAAGGUCUACCAGAUCAGAAGGAUCAUCAUCACUAAUGCUGGAUUGGAGACGAGUGGCACUGAGAUCCGCAUCGGCAACGGAUUGACAAACAACGGCAACAACAAUCAGCUUGGUCUGGUCCGUCCCACCUGGAGGCACGAGAACAUGUGACUUUAGGCCUGCGGAGGGGCAAUACGUCAACAUUUUCCUCCAUGGGAUGAACAGAGCUCUCAGUCUGUGUGAGGUUGAGGCUUUUGCAGAAUAUGAUCCCACUUGUGCUCCAGAUUUCCAACAGUUUUGGUGCCGUGACCCGGAUAGAGCUUCUCACCUCAAUCCAGAUUGGAACUUCAAGCACAACAAAGAUCUGAUCCAAAAGAAGAUCCAGGCUGAAUUUUCCUGUGCACCCAAGGGUUGGUGAGUGAUACUCUAUCCAAAAGAACCAUUAAGACCAGUACAAAUGUGUUAUCCUCUGCGCCGUCAGAGAAGAGUUAACAGACAGCUGUAGGGUUUGGUUAACUAAGUUAUCCUCUAAAAAUGUUCUUUUAGAGAUGAAGUUUAUCCUCUGUUCAGGCAGGGAAGAUUAGCAUUAAGUGCUAAUAUUGGUAACCUCUGUUCAGGCAGGGAAGAUUGGCAUCAUGUGCUAAUAUUGGUUUAUCCUCUGUAAAGUUAGGGAAGUUUUAUCCUCUGCUUUAUAAGGGAAGGUUGUUUAUCCUCUGUUUAGGCAGGGAAGAUUAGCAUUAAGUGCUAAUAUUGGUAACCUCUGUUCAGGCAGGGAAGAUUGGCAUCACGUGCUAAUAUUGGUUUAUCCUCUGUAAAGUUAGGAAAGUUUUAUCCUCUGCUUUAUAAGGGAAUGUUGUUUAUCCUCUGUUUAAUCAGGGAAGGUGCUGUGUUAACAGAAUAGCCAUCCUCUACUUUGCUAGAGAAGAAGGUUCAUUCUCUGUUAAUUCAGGGAAGGUUACAAUUGUUACAGUGUGCUAGCAAGUUGGUUCUACUCUGCUCACCAGAGAAGGUUGAAUACAUUACGAUGUGUAUUAACUAGGUUAACCUCUGCUCUGUCAGGGAAGUGUUGAAGUGAAUUGUUGUGCCAGAAAGACAUUACAAAAUGUUGAGAAAGAACGUUAGACUAAUUUCAACAACUGAGAAAGGUGGACUAGCUACGAGUUAUGAGUUACGAGUACUAUGAGUUCAAAUCAUUGUUUGGAAAGCACAUGGACUCAAUAGUGACUGAGUUAGUCAGACUGGAUUUGACAAAGAAAUUUGGGAUUCAUCCAGAAAAAGUUUGGUCCAUUGAAGAAUGCAAAAAGGUACUUGGUGCUUGUAUUCGGAAGAAAAAUAUGAAGGGUAUUAUCUGCUGCCACAGAGAAUUUACUCUAUCCAUUGCACAAGACCAAAUUCAACGUAUUGCUAAGUUAGAAGAGCAGAACAAACAGUUGCACACUAGAGUGUCUCGUCUCACUCAGAAGUUGGGCCUUAACAAAGCCUCAACCAAAUGUGACUCAAAAGAUGAAGAGUCAGAUGAAAGCUAUCCUGACUUACAGUCUUUCUGUAGACUAGAGGGCAACAGCAAUACUGGAUUGAUGGAUAAAGAUGUAAAUGCAGUUGAAGUGUGUGGAGCGAGACAAAAGGCUCAGAGUAGGGCAAAAUGGGUUGACAAAGUUCCAUCUGUAACCCCCAUACUGCAGUUACAAGCAGUCAGUACUGCUAUAGGUCCUGAAGACAUAGAAAGAAUUGCUGAGAAUUUGCCAUCAGCGCAUAGAAAUUUUUCUGAGUUUAGGACAGAGUUGUCCAGAACAAUUAAGCUCUAUGAUAUGUCCCUAGCUGAAGUCACACAGCUAAUGUCACAAAUCCUGAAAGAGUCAGAAUUCAAUGAUUUUGAAAGUGCUGUAAAUAAUUCUGAGUUUCAGCAUUCCAGCAAAGGCGAAUUGAGAGAAGGAGUUCUGAGAGUGUUACAGAACCUUGUUGGACCAAAAGUAGACUGGUCAAAGAUCACUAGUUGUGUACAGAAGAAGGAUGAAACUGUAAGUGAGUACACAAAAAGAUUUUGUCAGUCAGCGGCAGCAUACAGUGGAAUAGUUGACACUCCAGAGAAGGUGUUAGAGGAUAAUGGACCACUGGUCCGCAUGUGGUUUGAUGGGCUUUCAUCAGAAUACAGAAAUGCAUUGCCUUUCUUAGACCUCACAUGGUCCAAUGGAACCCUGCAAAACAACUUGGAUAUGUUAGCUAUUUGGGAAAGAGACUCUGAUGUCAAGACAAGAGUAAAGAUUGCAGCAGCAUCCUUUAAGGUCAACACAGAGAAUCGACAGAAACGUAAAUGUCCUAAGAGAGAAGGCAGUUGUCAUUACUGUGGUAAACCUGGACAUUGGAUGAAAGAGUGUAGGAAAAACAAAAAGACUUUUAAAGAAAUGAACAGCUUUACUCAGCUCCUACUCAGUCUACUUGCUACAUUGAAACUGCCCCCUCCCCUCUUCUCCAAACUCUUGGAGCAGCAGCUUGCUGACAUCCUAACCAUUUGGGCUGUGAGUGCUUAAUUUCCCCAGUAACCUACAAGAAAGCUGAAAGACUCAUUCUGAACAAAAGAAAGUUGACUAUCACUUCCACCAUUCGGGGACACGGGUUAAGUACACUCACAGCCUUAAAUGUUAUGCUACAGCACACUCCAUUCACUUGUCCAUCCUCAAUGGGUUAUGAUGUCUACUAUGACUGAUGUUUCAAUGGAAGAUGGAGAUGUAGCACAGUAAAGAUUGCAAAUUAACUACAGGGAGAGAAUAGGACACACAGACCAGUGAGGAGCCCAGGGAAGAACCGAAGUGCAUAAGGUCUCGGGGGCUAACCCUGUGGUGAAGACUUCCUCAUAGGUUUCCCCAUCUCAGUUUAUCCCCACCUUACUGGUCUAUAGGUGUCAAAUUGAUUAAGACUAAGUUAAGAAAAAGAAGAACAAAACCACUAUACGAUCACUAGAAGUUUAUGAUGAUCAGAGUUAGACAGAAAAACUAUACGAUCAUCAGAGGUCUAACGUACUAAAGUCUAUGCAUGAAUACUGCUGGUCUGCUGUCUCUUUGUUUUCUUGUGUGCAGGUAUGUGUAUAUGCCAUGACGUCUCAAGCAGCACCUGGUGUAAAGCAUCACCUCAGAUAACCAUGAACAACCUUCAUGAUGACGGAGUCAUCAGAGCAACUCGGAGUUGCACAACGACAAAGAAUCAUCUUGGGACAAACAUGGAAAUGGACUCUACAGGGAACAGACUCCACAGCUAUUCAGGCGCCAUGGACUUUUAGGACUUCCACGCUUAUGCUACAUGGUUUUUCUGUGUCAUCAUGUAGUUAAUACAACAUGUUACCACCCUGCGUUGUAUAUGUGUGUCAACAGUAUACUCAAGUUAAAGAACAACACUUAUGUAAAUGUUGGACACGACACAGAAUAAGAUGUAUGUGCCUGUAACUGUUACAAGUUGCAUGACUGCAAGAUGGGACUUAUGUUAACAAACAUAUGUUAUAGAAGGGAUUUAAGAAGGUUUAAAUUUGUAUUAUGUGAGAGUUAUUAGAACUCUCAAAGGGGCAACUGUGGAAUUACAAAUUUAAGAAUCUGUUUAAGAUCUGCGGAUCCUACAUCCUAUCCAUUUGGAAGGACAAGCUUAAGAUACAGCAGUGCUUUUGUCUCUAUGAUAAUGUAAAGGUAUGGGUGAUACUGUCAGACUGAUUGGAUUAGCACCUAUGCAUUUGAAUGACACAGUUAUGCGGAUUAGAUCAUGGCUGGGAAAUGUAGGCAAUG
Molecule: messenger RNA, 4448 nt
Organism: Megalobrama amblycephala (Wuchang bream)
Lineage: Eukaryota; Metazoa; Chordata; Actinopteri; Cypriniformes; Xenocyprididae
Exons: 6
Coding region: 1845-3209 (454 amino acids)
Molecular function (GO): nucleic acid binding; zinc ion binding
Source: RefSeq, a predicted model, not a curated record